This is a messenger RNA of Humulus lupulus (European hop), 1020 nucleotides long. Its product is annotated as glutathione S-transferase U17-like. Gene Ontology annotation, biological process: glutathione metabolic process. Gene Ontology annotation, molecular function: glutathione transferase activity. The transcript is spliced from 2 exons. Lineage: Eukaryota; Viridiplantae; Streptophyta; Magnoliopsida; Rosales; Cannabaceae. The record is from RefSeq and is a predicted model, not a curated record. The coding region runs from base 109 to 837 and encodes 242 amino acids. Gene Ontology annotation, cellular component: cytoplasm.
GCAAGCAAGCAUGUGCAAACAGACCUAAAUUAUUGUCAAUAAAUAGUUAUCUAAACACUUCCAUAUCAUAUAAUUCAAUCAAACCUAGCAAGCAGGCGAGAGUUGAAGAUGGAAGGGAGUGAGGUUAAGCUUCUUGGAAUGUGGGCGAGCCCAUUUGUUUUGAGGGUUCGGAUCGCUCUGAACCUCAAACAAGUCCAGUACGAGUAUCUGGAUGAGAUAGUCGGAACCAAGAGCGAACUGCUUCUCCAAUCAAAUCCCGUCCACAAGAAAGUACCGGUCCUUAUUCAUGCCGGAAUACCCAUCGCUGAAUCUCUGGUCAUCAUUCAGUACAUCGAUGACUCUUGGGCCUCAUCUGGGACUGGGCCUUCCAUUCUCCCUUCAGAUCCCGUGGCUCGAGCUUUUCACCGCUUUUGGGCUGCCUACGUUGAUGAAAAGUUUUUCCCAGCGAUGAGAGGGACUAUAAUUGCCCCAACAGAGGAGGGAAGGAAACUCGCAGAGGAGCAUGCCAAAACAGGGAUACAGCACUUAGAGGAAGCUUUCAUUAAAUUGAGCAAAGGAAAAGCUUUCUUUGGGGGAGAUCAUAUUGGGUUCCUUGACAUUGCAUUUGGUUGCUGCUUGGGUUGGGUUGAAAAUACAGAGAUCACCACUGGGCUGAAGCUAAUUGACGAAGCUACCACACCCCAUUUGGCCGUUUGGGCCCAACAUUUCUUACAACACCCUGCUGUCAGUGCUGUUAUGCCCGAGAAAGAGAAGCUCCUUGAGUUUUCCAAAAUGCUCUAUCCGAAACACAGAGCCAGACUUCUAGCUCAGAUGCAGCUCCCCAAGUACUACUUUUAAGCUUGUAGUUGACAACAGUGGACUUAAUUGAAUCGAAUUGUUUGAUCUCUCGGCGUUGCUUCUUAAUAUUAUCGUUAUCUAAAAACAAGAACACAAAUUAAGGUGUUUGUUAUGUCGAGAACAAAUUAAAUUUGUUGUGCUUAAUUUCUUGGUACAAUAAAAAUAAAUUAUUCUGUUAAUUCA